AUGGCCGAACACUUUAAAGAAAGAAGUGGAUGUCCUGUGUGCCUGACUCACCUGGAGACACCCAUGUACCUGCAAUGUGGCUUCGUCUGCUGCCUCCGCUGCAUCGAUUCACUGCAGAAGGAGCCCCGAGGGGAGGGUUUCUUGUGCCCCUCCUGCUCCGUGGUCUCUCAGAAGAAGGACCUCAGGCCCGGUACCCAUCUUGGGAGGCUGGUUUCGAGGAUCAAGGAGUUGGAGCCCCAGCUGACAGCCGUUCUGCAGAUGAACCCGAAGAUGCGCAAGUUCCAAGUGGAGGUGACCCUGGAUGUUGACACCGCCAACCACUACCUCAUCGUUUCUGAGGACCUGAGGAGUGUCUGCUGUGGGUAUUCCAAACAGAACCGGAGAGCCCGAGCCGAGAGAUUCAACUAUGCCCUGUGUGUCCUGGGCUCCCCUCGGUUCCCCUCUGGCCGCCACUACUGGGAGGUGGACGUGGGGACGAGCAAGGAAUGGGAUGUGGGUGUUUGCAGAGACUCUGCUAAUCGACAAGGGCCAAUUCUACUAUCUGCAGAACUUGGCUUCUGGACGGUGGGCUUGAGAAAAGGAGAUCUCUUCCAAGCCAGCACCAUGCCUGUGACUGUUCUCUCGGUGAGCCCCCGGUUACACCGACUAGGGAUUUUCCUGGACAUGAAUUUUGGCACCAUUUCCUUUUAUCACAUUAGCGAUGGAUCCCAUAUUUUCACCUUCACUGAAAUUCCUGCUGUGGAGACACUGCGUCCAUUUUUUGCUCUUUCGGAUCCCAUCACGGAUGGUCAAGGCUUCCUGAGAAUCUGUCCUGUGAUGAAUCCAGCUCCACCCUCAGCCCCUGCAGACACACCCACGGGGACCCCCACAAGCACCCACAACGGCCACCGGAGCAGCUCGGCGGAGAGCCGAGAGAACCACUGA
Odobenus rosmarus divergens (Pacific walrus) is the source of this 924-nucleotide messenger RNA. It is a transcript of the gene RFPL4A, whose product is annotated as ret finger protein-like 4A-like. Bases 1 to 924 code for a protein of 307 amino acids. Gene Ontology annotation, molecular function: protein binding. The transcript is spliced from 3 exons. The record is from RefSeq and is a predicted model, not a curated record. Lineage: Eukaryota; Metazoa; Chordata; Mammalia; Carnivora; Odobenidae.